UUUAGAUAAAGUUUUAUCCUGGAGACUGAGCUGAUGUCAUCAGGAUAUCUAUCUGCACUACUGCUGGUUUCUGUGUCUUUCUCCUCCGUUUUAUGGAGGAUGGCAACAAUUGAUUUAGACAGAAGAACUAGAUAUUGAAUGUGAAGAUGGCCCCUUUAAUCCAAUGAAAAUAGCUUGAAUAGCGUAAUUAUACCUGGACACAAGCAUGGAGAUGAUGUCCCAUUAUUUCUAUGAAAACUGCUCAGUGGCGCAUGAAGCCAAAUGACUCGCCUGUUUUUUUUUGCAUAGCUUCCACACUGUGGGCCCACAGAGCACCAGAGGCUACAGCUGACUGAGCCGGCUAACUUCCUGUUUUGCGACCAGCUAACUUGAACGGGGAUGAAAUAAUUUAACCCUGCGGCUCCUCUAGACUUUCCAAAUGUUAUAGGACCGAAUGGCUCAAAUUCUGACAGUGAAACGGCUCAUUUCUCCAUAAAAAUGUAUCCAUUAUUUUCCAGAUGCUUCCUUCACAUUGUAGAUUAUUAGCCACUAUUCUUUAGGUGGAGGCCAUGUUGUUCUUGAUGACUUAUAUUGAGUACGAUACAAUACGAUACGAUACGAUACGAUACGAUACACUUUAUUGUCCCUUUGGGAAAAUUUGUCUUGGACUCAAUUGUUGCACACCUGACGCAGGUUUACUCAAUCUGGUUUCACAAAUAACUAAACAAUAUUUUGCCAACCUUACAACAAACUGUCUUACUUAAUGUGCAAUAUUAGCUUCUACAACGACAAACAUCAUACGUGCAAUUUAUAGGAUAAAAAAAUGAACUGGCAUACAUAGUUUUUCUGAAAUUAGCCACUUAUACAACUGUAUGACAAUGUUUGAAACGGAAAAUUAUUUUACAGAUGUGGGAUUAUUUACACGAUAUUAUCAAAUGCUAGACCUUUUAUGAAUUUAUAAUACAGGUUCAUCAUUAUUUAAUACUUAAUUUCUGUGGCAUCCCUGAAGUGGACCUUGUUAGCCUUCUUCUUUAGGUAAUAAUUUGAUAUUUAACCAUCUAAUAAGUUGACAGAUGUAUGAACACAUGGAGCCAUUUCACAACUUUGUCUUUAAACUUAAAUGCUGCAGCCAUGAAAUAAGUCUUCAAUUUCUGGACAUACUGUAAAGGCCAAAUGUGGUCACUCUGUAUUCUCAUUAUCUCCGGGCUGGCACGCACGGCUCAGAGAUCAAAGGUGGCCAAUUUGCAUUAAUUAACGCUGCUCGAUUAAAAACGAGCCCUCAGAGCCAAUCAGAGCGAUCGAGCACGACGCAAAGAGGAGAGAUCAAAGUGCCGCCAAUCGAUCCCGCGCAGCAGCCUGAUUGGUCAGCGCGUAAACCAAAACCAACUUGUACAUGGGGACUUUUUAAUGGACGCUCCCUGUGCUGCUGACCACUGUCUGCGUGUCUGUCUGUCUCCUCCUUUAGUGCUUUAAAAUGACUCCCCCGGAUCACUCAUUUAAAUUAGAACAACAACAAAAAAAAAUCUCAUUAUAUAAACAAGACGUAAUGCACUCGGCAUGUGAGUGUGUAAGAAAACACACAGACUAAAUUACGGAUAGCUUUCUUUGCAGGAGUAAUUUAUGGCGUCUCUGGCAUCUCUCCUAAAUGGGAUGUUUGAAUUUAUUAUUACAGCGCUGGACAAGUUCCCAGGAGUGUUUGAGCAGAGUGGAGAUGUGGCUGCCUUGUGUGUUCAUGGACACGGGAAGUAGAAGUAAUGCUCUAAAAGGCCUUAUAAAAACCUUUAAUUGAUUGACCGCAUCAUACAGAUACUUCCUUUGAUCGUGAAGCCUAAUGUUACUUGACAAUAUUCUCUGGUUAAUCUGCUAAAGUGUAUGAGCUUCGAACAAGCAGAUCCGUGUAACAUAGCCUACAGUGUGCUCCUCUCAGCUAUGAGAUGUCUAUAUUCAUGUAUGACAUUUGCCGAAUUUACAAGAAGGACUGAAUGAUUAAGAAUUUAUCGUAUAAAACUCUACUCAAAGUUUGUAAGGUUUUCUUACGACUCAUCAUCACACAAAAUUAGGAGAUUUUAUAAUGGAGUCUGGGGAAUUUCUCUCCCUCUUCGUCUCCUUGCUGUUGUCGACUGCAGUUGAGGCCGCUUUGACCUGUAGUAUGUUGAUUUUCACAUAUUAAGUCUGCUGUUUUAAAAUUGUCACUUUUUUUUUUGUAACGUAUGCCGAAUUUACAAUACGGACCAAAUAAUUUCCAAUGUAUCAUUGUCAACGUUAUCCGAAGUUUGAAAAGUUUCUCCUGGCUCAAGGACACACAAAAUUGACAGAUUUUAUAAGGGAGUCUGGGGAAUUAUUCUCUCUCUUUAUCUCCUUGCUGUUGUCAGCUGCAGCUAAGGCUGCUUUGACCUAUAGUAUGUGGAUUUUCAGAUAUUCCGUCUGCUAUUUCAAAACUUUUUGUAACAUACGCCGAAUUUACAAGAAGGACCUUACAAUUACAAAUAUAUAACAAAAAGCCUUAUACAGAGUUUAUAAAGUAUUUCGCGACUCAAGAAUAGACACAAUUGAGAGAUUUUACAAGGGAGUCUGGGGAACUCCUCUCCCUCUUCUUCCCCUUGUUUGCUCGGCCGCAGUUGAAGCUGCUUUGACUUAUACUUGAUUCUCACAUAUGCUGUGUUCUGCUUUCAAACUGUUGCACGUUUUUGUUAAUAACUAUUAGAUAUAAGUUAUCCUGGCCAGUCAUAUUACAGUCCAUACACUGCACAUUAAGUGUGAUGUCUGGAGCUGAAGACGCAGAUUGAACGUUUCAAAAUAAAACUGCCUUUUGGCUCAUUGUAAUCCCCGCCAGUGGCGAUGGAAGGCGAACAUUUUGUUUAUCUAAAUCCACUUAAAACGAGGCUCCCUGCCAAAAAUAUUUCAGCUUUUUUUUUUUUUUUCCUUCCUCCCCUGGCCUCCUCCCUCUCGAUCUCGAUCCACCUUCUCCUUCGUCUCUAAUUACCACAUAAGACGUAGAGAGGUAGUCAAUUUGCCAUAGAGACGCGUAAAAAAAAAAAAAAAAAGCUUAUCUUUUAUCGCAGGGGCUAUUACCAUAUAUGAAACUGAGCUUGCAUGAUCAGCAGCUUCCUUCGCCACACACACACACACACACACACACACACACACACACACACACACACACACACACACACACACACACACGCACACACACUCUCACAGAGGCUGACAUUGUGUGCAGAAAUGCUAUGCAGGGCGGUGUGAGCUGCAGAAACACUGUCCACUCUGCUUCACCCCACCGGCAUGCAAAGGAGCCACCACCACCAUCACCAUCACCACCAGCAGCAGCAGCACCACCAACACCAUCACCACCAUCAUCACACGGCGAGAGCUGCGUUUUUUUUUCUCUCUGCAGGGAUUAUUCUAAUAUUUUCCUGAAAGAAAAAAGAAAGGAAAACAAGGCCAGAAGCCCAGGGCUCUCUGGAAACCUGCCAUGUGACAUUUGGCUGCCAGCGCUCCGUCAGAAGGUCAAAGGGGGCCCCGGUGCACAUUUCAUGGAAAUGCAGAAAAGCAGCGACUUCUUCGGGGACCCUCUGGAUGAUGUCAGGGGGUUCGGCUGUGCGCACCACCAACUGGCGCAAGUGGAGACGUUUGCGCGCACGUUUCCCCGGAGGUCAAAACAGCAGAGCACCAAGUUUCCCAUGAGCAAAAAGAUUUUCCCCUGGAUGAAAGAGUCCAGACACUCAGAGCAGAAACACGGCAGGACCAUCGCAGACUGCACCGUCAACGAGAAGUGUCCAGGCGCGCCCCCGGCCUCCAAGAGGACGCGCACCGCGUACACGAGCGCGCAACUGGUGGAGCUGGAGAAGGAGUUCCACUUCAGCCGCUACCUGUGCAGGCCGCGGCGGGUGGAGAUGGCCAGCCUGCUCAACCUCCAGGAGAGACAGAUCAAGAUCUGGUUCCAGAACCGGAGGAUGAAGCAGAAGAAGGACGAGAGAGUGCAGGGCCUCGCCUCCACCACCACCACCAACAACAACACCACCUCCACCACCACCUCCUCCUCCUCACCCCCGUCCUCCCCCUCCGCCCCGGGCAGCCCCACUCUGUCGAGCCUGGGUUAUGUCCAUCUGGGCGGGGAUUACCAGCCGGCCUCCCCUCCGCUCAAGUCCCAACAGCAGCCGAGCCAGCCGGCGUACCCGGCACAGUACUCCAAGUAUCCGGCUGCAGGCUUCACGCACGGCCCGCAGUUUAACGUGCAGUACAACACGCACAGCACGUCACACACAACAGACCCAAACGUGGAUACUAACGGGUUUUAUUUCCCACAGAGCUGCGCUCAGGACAGAAUCAUGCAGGCUCCGAAACUGACUCAUCUGUAGCAGACAGAAGACUCAAAACUGUCCCUUUA
Molecule: messenger RNA, 4366 nt
Organism: Acanthopagrus latus (yellowfin seabream)
Lineage: Eukaryota; Metazoa; Chordata; Actinopteri; Spariformes; Sparidae
Product: homeobox protein Hox-B3-like
Exons: 3
Coding region: 3057-4337 (426 amino acids)
Biological process (GO): regulation of transcription by RNA polymerase II
Cellular component (GO): nucleus
Molecular function (GO): DNA-binding transcription factor activity, RNA polymerase II-specific; RNA polymerase II cis-regulatory region sequence-specific DNA binding
Source: RefSeq, a predicted model, not a curated record